Pieris rapae (cabbage white) is the source of this 1540-nucleotide messenger RNA. Its product is annotated as MIP18 family protein galla-1. The record is from RefSeq and is a predicted model, not a curated record. The transcript has 2 exons. Bases 269 to 1492 code for a protein of 407 amino acids. Gene Ontology annotation, cellular component: Atg1/ULK1 kinase complex; phagophore assembly site; cytosol. Gene Ontology annotation, biological process: piecemeal microautophagy of the nucleus; autophagosome assembly; mitophagy. Lineage: Eukaryota; Metazoa; Arthropoda; Insecta; Lepidoptera; Pieridae.
GUUUAAUCCUACUGUGCCUCAUUGUUCUCUAGCGACCUUAAUUGGACUGUGCAUUAGAAUAAAGAUACAGAGAUCUCUUCAUCAUCCAGUAAAGCUAGAUAUUUAUAUUAAAAAAGGUGCACACACUACAGAAGAUGAAAUCAACAAGCAGAUCAAUGACAAGGAGAGAAUUGCUGCUGCAAUGGAGAAUCCUAAUCUGCGGAACCUUGUAGAGAGUUGCAUUGCUGAUGAAGAAUAGUUAUUCCUUAGCAUAGUUUUAUUUAACAAUAUGGCACCCGACGCGGCAUUUUCAAAUAUAGGCGAUAAGAAUGAAUUUACUAAGUUUACCAAAUUUCUUGCCUACAAAGGCGUGCAGGUCAUUGUUGAAUCACGGAAAGGGGUUAAAAUUGAUGCAAAUACAAAACAACAGUCAACUGACACAGACUGGUUCAAUCUCCAAAUACCAGACUCACCUGAAGUUAAUCAAGCUACUAAAAAUGCUUUGCCAUCAGAUAAAAUACUAGAAACUAUUAGAUCUCACUUAAACAUAGAAAUAUCUGUACAAACUGAGGAUGGAGAUGAAAUGGUGCUUGAAUUAUGGACAUUAGGACUAGACGAGACACAAUUUGAUUCAUCUUUAAAAGCAAUGAACACAGUUUACUUCAGAAUGGGAAUCCUAUUGAAAUCUCUUAUCACAAUAACUAGAAUCACUCCAGCAUAUCACUUAUCACGAAAGCAGCGAACAGAGUCAUUUACAAUUUUCUACAGGGUUUAUAGCGGUGAGCCCAAGGUAAAGGCAUUAGGCGAGUCAGUUAAAAAAAUUCAAGCUGGUAUGCUGAAAACACCUCUAGGAGGAUUAGGUUUCACUGUUUCAUAUAGAACAAACUUCUCCAUAUCACCUAAUAGGUCUGAAAAGAACAAAGCACUUUUACUCAAGAGUGACCAUUUUGAAUUAAGUCCAAAACAUAUUAUUUUUGAAACAAAGAAAAAAAAGGAACCUAUAUCUCCACAACCAAUUGACCUAAACAAACCUCUUCGCCUAGCGGCAUUUGUUGAUGAAUAUCUUGUCGAAGAAGUAGUAAAGGAGUUUUUCAAAAAGUUUCCUGUACCCAAAUGUCGGGCACCGAAAUUUGAAAUGGUAGAGGAUGAAACAACAAUUUGUAAAAGCACCCAAGAGCUGGAUAUGAGUGUCAUCUCAAAAAGCCCGACGUCGCUUGAAAUGCCACCGAAAAAGUUUCCAGGAUUUAGAAGUGAAACUGAACCACCAUUGAAAUUGUUGUGUUUUCCCUUUGCAGACAACCAUCCAAUACGAGAGCUGGCUGAAUUUUACAAAGAUUUUUUUAAUGCGCCACAUUUAAAGUUAUCCGAUUAUGAUACAGCAUUCAAAGAAAAAAAGCUUGAAAUGACAACUGAAGAUUUUUCUGAAGAUCUACUAAAACAUGAGAGUUCAUUAAUAGAAUUUGAUCAAUUGGUAGAUGAUAUGUGCCGGUCGGCAGAGUGGAGCGGGAAUUAAUGGUGAAAGACUGAAUAAUUGUGGGAUUUUGAAUAAAGUUAUAUUGUU